Molecule: messenger RNA, 1176 nt
Organism: Fraxinus pennsylvanica
Lineage: Eukaryota; Viridiplantae; Streptophyta; Magnoliopsida; Lamiales; Oleaceae
Source: the annotation of a GenBank genome assembly
AUGAUGAGAGAAAAGAGAAGGGAAAAUUUGUGCGUUACAGUGCCGACCUUGUUCCGUUGCCCUAUUUCAAUGGACGUGAUGAAAUCUCCGGUGAGCCUAUGCACUGGCGUCACAUACGAUCGCAGCUCCAUUGAAAAGUGGCUUUCUCUGGGACACAACACCUGUCCCGCUACCAUGCAAACCCUCCUCUCCGCCCACACCACCCCCAAUCUCAAUCUCCGCCGACUCAUUCACCUUUGGCUCUCACAUCCUGACUCGUCCCCCGCGCCGCCGUCGACUUCCAAACGGCAAAUCAGGGAAGUCGUCAAAGGUGCAGUAAACUGCGAUUCUCUAUCGAAAAUUGUUGAUUUUAUGAAGGCUUCAGAGGAGAAUUUGAAGUUUAUUGCGUUUUCUGACGAUGCAGUUUCUAAAUACGUUGAAUUUUUUGGAAAUUGUAAAGAAAUUGAAGUUUGCGAACUGAUUGUUGAACUUCUGGAUAUGAUUUUAUCGGAAAAUGGAGCGAAAGAGAGAUUGAAUAGCUUGAUUUUGAAGAGCGGUAAAGAUUGUUUAUCGUCUUUUCUUUCGGUGCUACGGGAAGGAAGCGUGAAAUCAAAAAUAAAAUCGGCGAGGAUUUUGGAAUCAAUCGCGGUUGAUUCUGAGUCUCAACGUAAGAUCGCUGAAAAGGAAGGGAUACUGUACGGACUGUACAGUUUGAUCGCCAUGGAAAAAGACCGGCUCGCAAUCCAAGCCGGUUUAACAGCUUUAUUAGCUAUUUCAACGUCGAGGCCGGUUCGGAAGGAGUUAAUCCUGUUCGGAAUCGUAAAAACAGUUGGGGAAAUCCUCUCCAGUUUUGAUUUCUCAAUUACGGUUCGUGCGGUAAUUGAGAAGGCAUUAGGAAUACUGGAAACGGUUGCCACGUGUACGGAGGGGAGGGAAGCGAUUAGUGAAGACGAGAAAUGUGUGGUGGAGAUCGUAAAGAGGCUGAUGAAAUGCUCCAAUGUAGCUACGGAGCACGGUAUUACAGUGAUCUGGAGCGUGUGCUGCUUGUCCCGUGAUCCGACGGCUCAGGAGAAGGUGACAAAAGUCAACGGAUUGACUAAGGUACUACUGGUAAUGCAGAGUGAUUGCUCGGCGGGUACAAGACAGAUGUGCAGGGAAUUAGUCAAAGUUUUGAAGAGUUAUGGUCAGGUUUGGUAG